UUUGUUCUCUGUUAAAUGCUGACAUAUAUUGUUUGUGUUCUCUCCACAGCUCUGUCACCGGGGUCUGAGUACCUGCGCAGUAUCUCGCUGCCGGUGCCGGUGGUGGUGGAGGACACGAGCAGCAGCAGCGAGUACGGGUCCGUCUCCCCUGACAACGACCUCAACACCAACCCCUUCAUCUUCAAGCCCAGCGUGAAGUGCUACAGCGAGAGAGAUGUCAAGGGCCCCAGGUCCCUCUUCCUCAGUAUUCCAGUGGAGAACUUCGAGGACCACAGCGCGCCUCCGUCUCCAGAUGAGAAGGACUCGGGUUUCUUUAUGCUCCGCAAGGACAGCGAGAGACGAGCCACUCUGCACCAGAUCCUGACCGAGGACCGGGACAAGGUGGUGUCCAACCUGAUGGAGGCCAUCGCACAG
Molecule: messenger RNA, 414 nt
Organism: Notothenia coriiceps (black rockcod)
Lineage: Eukaryota; Metazoa; Chordata; Actinopteri; Perciformes; Nototheniidae
Product: mitogen-activated protein kinase kinase kinase 5-like
Exons: 3
Source: RefSeq, a predicted model, not a curated record